Aspergillus piperis CBS 112811 is the source of this 1932-nucleotide messenger RNA. Its product is annotated as glutathione S-transferase family protein. The coding region runs from base 1 to 1932 and encodes 643 amino acids. Gene Ontology annotation, cellular component: cytoplasm. NCBI's taxonomy places the organism in Eukaryota, Fungi, Ascomycota, Eurotiomycetes, Eurotiales, Aspergillaceae. The record is from RefSeq and is a predicted model, not a curated record. The transcript is spliced from 7 exons.
AUGAACCAUGUUUCGAUCCCUUCCGAGGCUGAUACAUCACUCAACCCUUCCGUCUCAACUCUCCUCCAUCCUUCUCUGACAUCAGUUGCCGAAGACGCGUCGACCCUAGCUGCCCACCAGGACCCGCACCUAGUUCCAACCCAUCGACAAGGCCAAGUUAGCAUUGACGAUGACUCGCUCCACGGUCUACAAUGUGCCGUUGAAGAGCUCGACUGCACUCGACAAGCUCAUCAGUCUCAUCAUCAGUACCAUCAUCAACAACCCCAUCUUCAAUCUCUCGUAAAAAGACCCGACCAACAUGUCGACAUCCGCACCAUCCUUGAUCCUCCGAACCUUGAUGCAUGGCGAGAACGGCUUUUUAAUGUCGAUGAGAUGAUAACUCUAAGUGAGGAGCAAUUCCUUACAUACUUCCCACACAUCGACAACGUCUACUCCCACCGGUCAACUCAACACUACAAACGCAAACCGCUGAUUUCCCACUACUGGGAUUGUCGCCUGAAAGGUCGACCUCCAGGGACACCGAAAUCCAAUGAUCCCAACAAGAAGAAGCGUAAGCGUACUGCCCGCCAGCGGGAUCUCUGUGAUGUAAAAAUCAAGAUCACAGAGUACUUCCCGGGCCACGAUGUUAUGGGGUCAGAUCUAGGUGUCCUUGAUGGACUUGGGGUCCCCGGCCCAGUACUCCAGGAGUCUGCUGUCAGAGAGGAACAACAGGCUCAAGGCCAGCAGUUUGGGUUGUUAACGCCGAGCCUGAACCCACCUCUACCAGAGGGCCAUCCAGGGGUCAACGGCCAGAGGUAUUUUACUAUCCAGCGAGUAAAUGGGAAUGGUGCGAACGGGAAGAACGACGGUGUGAGUGGGGGUCAUCGUCAUACGCUGGAGGAUAGUGACCGCGUGAAGAAGAAUAGUGUGCAGCGGUUCUUAUUGCAGGAGGUGAAGAAGGAGAAGAGAUCACUAAAUUGCCUAUCGCCGACUAUCUUCCCCGCUCGUGAACUGCACCUUCUCUUCCCAUCCAUUAUGCUCCGAAGUCCCAUUCUUGUGUUGAAACCAUUGCUGUUUGGCAAUCUGUCCAAGCGUGCUCCCUCCGCGGUCAGGACUCGAUUAAUUAAUAUUCGUUCUAAUUACCACCGCGCACAGACUAGAGUAAUGGCUACCCAAAAUCAAAUUCAGAAACAGUACCAUACCAAAGCUACCGGCCUGGCUGCCCAGACAGUCGCGCACCGCUCACAAGACAAUGAACUGAAAUUGUAUGGAAGUUGCUUUUGCCCUUUCGUACAGCGCGUAUGGGUUGCCCUUGAGAUCAAGGGAAUCCCCUACCAGUAUAUUGAAGUUGACCCCUAUAAGAAGCCCCAGUCAUUGCUGGACGUGAACCCCAGGGGACUUGUUCCAGCCUUGCGGCACGGGGAUUGGGGCUCAUACGAGAGCUCCGUCUUGCUGGAAUACUUGGAGGACCUGUGUGUUGGGACACCGUUGCUCCCACCCGGAGACGCCAAGCUGAGGGCGCAUUGCCGACUAUGGACAGAUUUUAUCAACCGCCACAUCGUCCCAAACUUCUACCGUGUUCUUCAAGAGCAAGACACUCAGAAGCAAAUAGCCAAUGCACAGGAGCUCCGAGAUGCAUUCAACACAUUAGUCGGCGCCGCAGAUGCGCAGGGCCCGUUCUUUCUGGGUGCUCAGAUUUCAUUCGUUGAUGUCCAGGUCGCCCCUUGGGUUAUCCGCUUGCGCCGUGCCUUGAAGCCUUAUCGUGGGUGGCCAGACCCGGAGCCUGGUAGUCGCUGGGGAGCCUGGGUCGAUGCUAUUGAGAACAAUGAGCAUAUCCAGGCAACCACGAGCACCGAUGAGCUCUAUCUGGAUAGUUAUGAGCGAUACGCUCAAAACCGUCCAAACACGUCCCAGGUUGCCAAUGCGAUCAACUCCGGAAGGGGCCUUCCCUAG